GCUCGCCACUGUCGUUCUUUCAAGCGCUCGCUCAUCUAAGGGUUCGUCCUUCAAUGUCAGCCCACGAAGAACUACUGCAAGGACAAGGACCUGCGAUUGUAGACUGCGACCUACUUGAGGCCGCUAAGGAGAACGUUCAGCCUUUUGCUACCGGCCGCCGAGUAACAGCACUGUCGUCGAUAUUGUCCACCCCACAUACACACAGAGAAUCGAAGCUCUCGGCGACAAAGAACAGACUCCGGAUCAAUGUCGAAAUUGCUAUGGAAGACGAAGAUGACGACCCCUUGGAGGCCUAUUGCAGAUUGGUUUAUUGGACAGUUGAGAACUACCCCCAAGGCCAUAGUGCGGAAUCUGGCCUUCUAGAGCUUCUAGAAGAGGCGACGAGAGUUCUCAAGGACAACAGGGAUGGGAGAUGGAGGGGCGAAAUGCGCUAUCUCAAGCUGUGGCUGCUUUAUGCUAGCUACGUCGAGAGACCCACCAUCAUUUAUCGUUUUCUGAUCGCAAACGAUAUUGGAAUCUAUUUUUCUUUACUGUACGAAGAGUAUGCUGCGGUAUUGGAGCGCGAUGGAAGGAGGAAAGAAGCAGACGAAAUUUAUAGACUGGGGAUUGCGAGACGAGCUUCGCCAUUGGAUCACCUGAAGGCCAGACAUGCUGAUUUCGAAAAACGAAUGAUGUGCACGUCACCCAUUGUAACCCCCGACACGACUUCUUCAUUACCGCCACGCCGGCCAGCCCUGGCUACGACUGUGGACCGUACAGUACCCGUCAUCGCCCGGCCCAUGGCUCAGACACGUUCGACCAAUGCUUCCGCCUCCAACGUCCCUCUCCAGGUCUUCGCAGACCCAACAGGCUCAGAAGCUCGCCCAUCGUUGAUAGAACAGAAUGCAUGGCCAGACGUUGGUACACGUAAAACAAGGAUCAAAGAGAAUAUUCCACAGAGCAAGAAGAUGGUGGGCUCGACUAUUAAGCAGUCCAAAAGAACAGUAUCUUCGUCGGGUUCUCGUAUCGUUCCGUUCAUAGACCCUGCCGAGAAUGUGGCUACAAAUGUAUCGAAGGGGCGGCACGCUUCGCAGAGCCGUACGGUACCCUUUGUUGACGAGCCAAAAGAAGGUGAAGAAGAGAUUCCACCGACGCCCAAGUUUACACCUUUUAGAGAUGAGGAUGUAUCCCUGACUUCGCCUGCAGUUGCCGCCGAGUCCGUUAUGCAAAUCAAGACGCCGGCUUCGACUUCAGCUGAGGCGGAGGCAUUGAGGAAGAAUCCCUUGAAGAAUUACGGUGGUCAUGGUGUUGGCUUUGAUGAUCCCUAAAGCGGGAUCUUUUUCUUUUACCAAUUACUCUUUCUCGGAUCUCACCUUGGUGCUCGUGCUACAUUUUCCGAUAUGCUGUUCACUGUAUUUUUUACCAUUUGCUUCCCUUACCUUAAAUAAGGGAGAUAGUUACUUGUAAAGUAUGGCGCUUUCACAAACUGUAAUUGCACCUGGUCUUGGUGACGCAGAAUAGCUUCAUAUUAGCGAGCAAAGAACGACCAUUAUGGCGU
Guyanagaster necrorhizus is the source of this 1537-nucleotide messenger RNA. RefSeq lists its product as uncharacterized. Gene Ontology annotation, cellular component: nucleus. Lineage: Eukaryota; Fungi; Basidiomycota; Agaricomycetes; Agaricales; Physalacriaceae. The record is from RefSeq and is a predicted model, not a curated record. The transcript has 3 exons. Gene Ontology annotation, biological process: mitotic spindle assembly checkpoint signaling; meiotic sister chromatid cohesion, centromeric. Bases 54 to 1307 code for a protein of 417 amino acids. Gene Ontology annotation, molecular function: protein kinase activity.